GGAAGCAGUUAGACGUCCACAUACAGGCUGGAGCUCAACAUGUAGUUCAUGUGCUGUAAGUUUGAUGUAAUUUUUUUUUUUUUUUCACUGACCCAUUUAAAUGUCUUUAUUAACUGACAGCUUAUGAUAAAAUACACGAAUGGCCGACAUCAUUCAUCCGGAAAGUGAAGGAGAUCUUCAGGCUCAAAUUGAAGAGGUCGAGGCGCUGUCAUCCAUCUAUGGGGAUGAGUGGUGUGUUAUAGAUGAAGCAUCCAGAAUAUUUUGCAUCAAAGUAUCCAACGACUUGGAGCAGCCAAAACUGACAGCGUGUUUGCAGAUAAUUCUCCCACCUGAUUAUCCGAGCGCAUCGCCCCCCAUCUACCAGAUCAAUGCAGCGUGGUUGCGAGGCCCCGAGAGGGCCAAAUUGGCAAACAGCCUGGAAGACCUCUAUGUGGAUCAUGUGGGAGAGAGCAUACUUUACCUGUGGGUGGAGAAAAUUCGAGAAUUCCUCUUGGAGAGAUCCCAGAGCUCAGAAACAGUGGAUCAACCAGAAAAGGUGAACAUGACAGCUGAGGAGGAAGUGGACGAUGAGGACAUACCGGACUUCAGGACUUUCAAACUGAACACAGAAAAUGCACAUCUCUUCAUUGAUCAAGGAAACGAUGAAGAGUCACCUCCUAUAAAACAUGGAACUACCAUCACUGACCGACGUAGCACCUUCCAGCCUCACUUAGCACCUGUGGUGACGCCCAGACAGGUAAAAAUGGUCCUGGAGAAGCUGUAUGAAAACAAGAAGAUUGCCAGUGCCACUCAUAAUAUUUACGCAUACAGAAUUUACUGCGAGGACAAGCACAGCUUCCUGCAGGACUGCGAGGACGACGGAGAGACAGCCGCGGGGGGGAGAUUGCUCCAUUUGCUGCAGAUUCUGGACGUACGUAAUGUCAUGGUGGUCGUGUCUCGGUGGUACGGAGGUAUUUUGCUGGGUCCGGACCGCUUCAAGCACAUCAACAACUGUGCCAGAAACAUCCUGGUAGAGGAGGGAUACACCGCCUCCACGAUGUAAGUGGACAGCAGAGUCUUGACCCGAGGAGCUGACCCUCCUGUGUUGUGCCGUUCCCGGUUGAUUUGUCUCCCCCAGUGUACAAGUCUGUUCAGCCAUGGCUGCACUGAACGUUCCUCUGUCUCUGCCUUGGUGUUUCGUCCUCAGGAUGGACAAGUUCUCCUCUCUGCCUGCUCUGGAUCUUUUAGAGGUUUUGACCAAGCUCUCUGUAUGUGGCUCUGUUCUUACUCCAUCCCCUUUUUUUUUUCUUUGUGAUCCCACGAAUGUUUAAUAGGAAAAAAAACUGAUGAAGUGAUGACAUUUUGUAACCAGAAGUUCAAAAGUCAACUUCAGCUGUGACUUCAUGAAGUUCUGCAUUAACACUGCUCUGGCCAUGAUUCAACACCAUAAUUCGGGGGAGGAGAUUGUGACCAUGUUUGAUAGUACUGAACUGGCAACACUUAUCUGAAACGGUGGUGAGUGAAGAGAUCUUCUGUGCUGCGGGGUUGAGGAUAUAUUGGAAGCAUCCAUGUUUUAGAAUUUGUAGUUUCUUUGUGGGAACAUCCAUAUUUGAAGCAUUGACUACAACCAUGGCUGGAACUUUAUGUUCAGAACGUGAACACAAACAAGUCUUCUCUCAAUGAACUGACACACUUACUUAGAGUCUUUGUCCAUCACAAGCUCAAUUUUUUUACUGAUACUGGGCUUCGGGGGAUUGUCCUCGCACCAUGUGAUGAAGCUUUCUGUAAGUCCUCUGUACUUGUGUGUAAAAAUAGACUGUAGUGUGUGAAAACAGUAUGUUUCUAGCUGUAGAUCUUACACGUCCAUACAGUGAUAACGUCUAUGCUGGCAAUAAAACCACACUGAAAUGCACGGAAUACCUUUUUAUUAAAUUUCUGUCUUCAGUCCGAACACUGAUCUGCCAAAACAUUAAGCCACGGGCAGGUGAAGUGUUUCUUUUACGAGUACCAAGCGUCUAGAGACCACUGCAGACAAAGUUCAACCAUUCAACAACACGCCACACAACGAAAAACAAUUCAGGAACAGCCCGAGGAACACGACACACAGCUCAAGGUGCCAACCAGGCUCUUAAAUCCAAAAGGCUUCAAUCUGCAAGAUGACAGAGGUGUACAGAGGCAUAAAAUCCCAGAGCAGUGAUUUUAGUUUGAAGGCUUUUUUUCUCGAGAGAGAAAAAAACAUAACUCUGUCAGGGUUAAAAACGACAGCAGGGUGUUUCUCUGAGGUUAAUGGGAUCCAGCGAGUCAGCAGAGGUGAUCGCCAUGUGGUGAGCGGUGAAAAGUGAGCGAGCAGGUUAACUCCACCGUCAUGAAACAAACCGUGUCAUCGCGGGUGAAUGAAACAAAAUCAAGUAUUUUUCAUAUUAAACUUUCCUUAACGAGAUUUUUUAAAAAAAUUGACUUUAGUACAAUAUGAAUGUAACAAUAAAAUAUUACUGCAGGAUAAUGAUUCUUAGUUUUCAGAUAUUUUUACACAUAUUCGAAGAGGUUUGAUAGAAAUCAGAGAAUGUGUUGGUUAACAUGAGUUCUGAUCGAUGACCUUGGAGGAAAGGAAAGAAAUCACUUGACCAAAUCGCUGAACUUGAUGGUGUAAAUAUCAUCAGAGCUGCUGCUGCUGCUGCUGCUGCUGCUGCUGCUGCUGAUGAUGAUGAUGAUGAUGAUGAAGAUGAAGAUGACUGGCUCCCUGCAGACAUCCAGCCGGCUGCUGCUCAGAUCAUUUCAUCUCAGCCUGCCUCAUGCAUGUCUGGUCCACUUCACCGUGUGAUUGCAGACUUCAGCCUUUGAUCAGUUGCUGGGCGGACAAAGGAGCAAAGCGUCAAGUCUGCAGAAAUCAGCCGAGGGGGGCG
Molecule: messenger RNA, 2882 nt
Organism: Acanthopagrus latus (yellowfin seabream)
Lineage: Eukaryota; Metazoa; Chordata; Actinopteri; Spariformes; Sparidae
Gene: impact
Product: impact RWD domain protein
Exons: 11
Coding region: 140-1042 (300 amino acids)
Biological process (GO): regulation of translational initiation
Cellular component (GO): cytoplasm
Molecular function (GO): protein binding
Source: RefSeq, a predicted model, not a curated record